Boeremia exigua is the source of this 1379-nucleotide messenger RNA. RefSeq lists its product as uncharacterized. Bases 101 to 1096 code for a protein of 331 amino acids. The transcript has 2 exons. NCBI's taxonomy places the organism in Eukaryota, Fungi, Ascomycota, Dothideomycetes, Pleosporales, Didymellaceae. The record is from RefSeq and is a predicted model, not a curated record.
GCUACUCCCCGCUGCUGUGCCCACCGUGUAACCAAACAACCUCCAUACCAGUAUCUGUUGAAGCUCGAGCUUCAGCGGCCCGCAUGGAAACUCGACAGUCAUGAAGCUCUCAAGUGCAAAGCAUGCCAUCCUGGCACCAGCCCUAGUAUCCGCGGCAGCGCUCGCAAUGCCAGAACCCACACAACAUCUCGCAAUAGCAGUCGACAACUGGAGUCCUGCGCCGACAGCAGCACCGCAGUUCACCAUACUCGGUCGUGCGGCUCUGCAAGCAAACGAGGGCAACACGUGCGGCUUUGUCUCCGGGUUAUCGGCAUCUCCAGUGAGCUGUCCAAACUCUAACGCAGUAUGCGCAACAAAUACAUUCUACGGAGUUCAUGGAUGUUGCGACGCCGCCAACCUCUCCUCCUGCACCAUCGCCACAGCCUGCAUCCCCUCGACCGCCAUUCGCUCUUCCUGCACAGACUCCUCCUGUACCUCCGACUCCGCCAUCGCAAAAUGUACCGCCGGCACCGCAACAGAAUGCUACCAAUGGCUCUUCGCCUACGACACCACCACCAUGACCCAGCACGGCUGCGCUCCCUCCGCAUUCACCUCAACCGCCCAGCGCACCUACGGCCCUCUCUCCUCCUCCAUCCCAGUCAAAACAGUCACCGUCACCGCCUCUGCUUCCCCCGUAACAACAGCGCCCUCCGAACCCCCUUCGAGCCCCAAAAAACAGUCCCUUGGCCCCAUUGUCGGCGGCACAGUAGGUGGCUGCACCGUCAUCUCGCUCGUCGCCCUCGCCGCAUUCAUAAUUCACCGGCGCCGCCGCCGUGCGCGCGCUUCUGCCCCGCCGCCAAGUAUGUUCUCGCAUAAUAGCCCUUCCUUUGAUCCCAGAGGCUUCCCUGCCGAGUCGUGGAACGCGAAUGAUGUUAAAACGGGGCCUAGCGCGCCUUGUCUAGGUGUUGCGGAGGUGCAUGGACACGAUCGCGCGGUGGAAGUCGAGGCGAGGGAGAAGGUCAAAGGGCGCUGGUAUGUGCCGGGGCGGGGGGCGGUGGAGGUUGAGGGGCAGGGGAGGGAGAAGGGAGGGUGGGGGGUUGUGGAAGCGCCAUCAUGAGACGUUGCUCUGCCACAAGAUGUUUUGGUCCUGGCUUUGGCCUUUUCUGCUCCUGCGUUGUCGUUUCUCGCGUCGUUCCUGUUUCCUAGACACCGGUUUCUCGGUUCCUCGGUUCUGCAUACUCUAUACCCUCGCUUGCGCGUGCAUUGGGCGGCGUUUGGAAAAGCACACAGAAGCGGCAUGCUUCGUUUUUUCAUCGGUUCAGGAAAUCGCUGAUUGGCGAUCGGUUCGUUUGGCUCGAUCACGGGACCACAGAUACCAUGCGAGUAUAAAUAUCAGAUAU